This is a messenger RNA of Galleria mellonella (greater wax moth), 5900 nucleotides long. RefSeq lists its product as uncharacterized. The record is from RefSeq and is a predicted model, not a curated record. The transcript has 5 exons. Lineage: Eukaryota; Metazoa; Arthropoda; Insecta; Lepidoptera; Pyralidae. The coding region runs from base 3612 to 4409 and encodes 265 amino acids.
UGCAGUCGAUACAGUUUUUCCUCAGCAUCAUUAUCUAAUUUGUCGUUUUCUGUAGUAGAUGAAGAAAAAAUAACUGCCAGUUAUUUUUUCUUCAACAUCAAUAAUUGAGGGAGUGCAGAUAUAAUUUAUCUAUUACUAAAAUCCUACAGGUAAUAUAAUAAAAUUAAAAAGGUUCAUGAAAAGUCUGUAAAAAGGGGUUUUCCCUGAGAAUUUGCAAGAGAUUUAGAUUUGAUAUUUGUAUAAUAUAUUUCUUGUUAUAAUUAUCUUUCGUUUUAUUUUAGUAACUCUAUAACCUAAAAUAGCGGUAUAUUUUAAAAGUAUUAGUUUUAAAAGAUAUUUAGUAUAGUUAUAUAUUUUAGUUUUAUUUUAACAGGAUAUUUCAUUAUAAAAUUUUAAUUUCAGCACCGGUGGGUUAUCAAUUCAUUCCUAAUCCAAAGGGACAGCCCUUGAUAAUGUUGAAUGGGUAUACCUACAGCAAACACAGCAAGAGUUUAAAUUAUUACUGCUCAAGGAAAAAUAUAGGAUGCAAAGCUCGACUCAAUCUAGCGUCAGAUGGAAGGAUAAAGAAGUGGUUCUGUUUCCACGUUCACGAUCCUCCUAAGUUUGUGCUCACGUCGUCUGGACAAUUUUUAAAAAUAUAAUUUUUAGGUUUACGUGAAAAGUACAGAUAGGGUUGCCAAAAAGUUAGAUAUUUGUUACCUCUUGCAUCGAACAAACACAUUGUCAUUCUCAUAUUGUUAUGUACCUAAAAAUCAAAUUGUUAGGAACUUAACAUUCGUGGAAUACUCUUUCUAAUUACUACUUUAUUUGUCAUAUAAGAGUAGAUUUAUUGUGUAGAGAUUAAUAAAAUGUAUGUAGACAUAAGGAUUUAUCUCUGAGAAAGCAAGUCUAAUCAACUACACGUUAAGUGCUUGGUGUAAUCUACUUAUUGGUAAUUCCCAUAUGUGUGUUACAUUGUGUGUUUGCUUUAACUAGAAGUUUUAAAAGUUAAUCUCUUGGCGAAUUGUGUGUACUCGCACUUUUAAGACAGAUUUACGCUGUAAUGCCGGUCAGUCUUCGAUCUCGAUCUAGUAAAAUCUUACAUAAGAAACUUUGUGAGCAUUCAUACUAUUAGAUAGUUCAGUUCCAUUCCAGUUCAAUUUCGAUACUUACUCGAGAUUGGACCGAGAACGAACCGUGAUCGGCAUUAUAGUGUCAUACUAGUCGUACAGUUUGGAUACGAUUGCACUUUGGGCUUAGCGGCAAGCAUCAUGAUUAUGAUAUCAAUGAGCUCUCUCAUCGGACAUUGCUAUCUCAUUUUAUCUAUGUUUAGAGAGUCUAUUUUUGAAGCGACUUCCAAAAGAGGUUCGUGUAAAUUGUAUGCGUCGCCAGUACCUUUUUUUAAUUGGCUGUAUACACUGCCGCUAGUCUAGAUUUUAUGUCUAUGUUGCGCAAGUAUGUCAUUAAUACUAAACUGAUUUUCACAAUUCUUUUUUUAAAUCAAUAAGGUUUACUCCCAUGUUAGUCCCAUGUUAAUUUUGUAACGAUUAAAGCUGUUUUUAUUUGUGGGUAAAAGGUUUGUUUGUUGCGAAGUAAAAUCUAAUUGUGGACAUGUAAUUUGUUGUUCUAAAUUCAAAUUAACGAACGUGUCUACGACGGUACAUCUCGUACUUCAUUGGUGUCUGUAUGUAUUCAGGAUUGAAGUCGCUUAUUUGCGCCCCUUUUUUUUAAUGGGCGAAUACGGAAUGGUAUACCAAAGAGUGAUGAUAGGUGAGGACGAAAUUAGCCCAGUUGGUUCAUCGUGAUGAAUUUAACAAGAAUUAAGAAAUAACAAGUGGGAACCACGUGAAGGAUGACAUGAUAUGGUAUAUUGCUAGCAAUGGCGUUUUGAGACCCCCAUCACUAACAAAUACUCUCUCCUUAACUCACGACGCCUUGGAUACAUAAAUAAACGGUAGUAGGUACAUUCCUUCCUGUAAAUAGUAUCUGGGGUUCGACUCUGAGUUAGACCAAUUUAUAUUUCGGUCUUUGAUAUGGUCAGACGAAAUGUGUAAUUAUGGGACAUUUAUCAUUUUUUUCGCGCGUCUUGCCGCCAAGCUCUUGCUUAUAGUAGCGUAGUAGUAUCCAGGCUGUUAAUUACCUGAAUUUGUUUAAGAUGUUCUUGUUCAAAUAUCAUGUAUUUACAUUAUAAUAUACAAAUCGUCUUAGGUGCAGAUGUAAUACUGUCUGCCCAUAGAGUAGAUUUCCUAUUAUGAAAAUCAUAAUGAAAUUCAUAAAUGCUUGUGAAAUAAAGUAAAUUGCAUGCUUGAUUUUACUAUGUGUUUUUUUUUUAUAUCGGUAAUUAUGGGUAAAUGUUAUAUUGUCUGAUAUAUUUCAUAUAUAUUUUACGUAACUCUAAUAUUCAAACAACCUGGUUGUAUUUUAUUUAAACAACUACCGGUUCAACUUACGUUUAGUUAGAUCGAAAAAGCUAGACUAGUUUCGGAAUCAAAUCGUGAUCCUUAUUCAUAAGUGACUGUGACGUGAUUACGAGCCUAUUUGCUUGCCUGCUCGUGCGUGCAUCAAUUUUGCGAAUUCAUUCCGAAAUUAGUUGAGCUUUGUCGAUCUAAUUACACUUAAGUUAAACCGAUAGUUAUUAAAAUUAAAAUAUAAUGUGUGCUUACUAAACUUUUAACAAUAUAACCUGGUUGUAUGUUUGUUUUAUAACAAAAAUCAUAUAAAAGUAAGUUAGGAACUUUACAUCAUCGCACCGAUAUAAAUAUAAAUUAACUAAAUUGCGUUACUGUAAUGCUGCAAACUACUAUAGCAGACAAAAACCUUCACAUGGUCUUGUUUAAUGUACAGACUCGUGUUGUGCCUGCAUUAGUUAAUACUAAAAAAAUCAUAUCAUUUAAAACGUAUCCUCAAAUGUCAAUAUGCAGCUGACACGCGAGAAUUAAAUAUUAAUGCUACAGCUCGCAUUAUCCAUGAUGACGCAUUACAUAUGAAUUUGGAAAUUAGACAAUUAGGUAAUCCAGUAUAGUCUUGUUGAAUAAUAACUGUCGUAAGUCAACUGUAUUGUAAUUAUUUAUAUCAGCUUUACUCACGUGUUAAAUUCGGGGUUGCCCGACUAGUUUCAAACUCAAUAGGAGCCCUUAUUUAUGAGUGCAGUUCAUGGAUAUGUCUCGAGCAGCAUUGCGCGACCAGCGUGCUGUUUGCUGUUGCGGGUGAUAUGGAUACCGAUCCGAUAUCCAUAUAUUGAGUUCCUCUGGAAAAAGGUUACCCAUUUCGAUAUCGUCCAUAUCGGUCGCAUAUCUAUUUUCGAAUAUGUUAAAAGUUUGGUAUCCAAUAUUAUUUUUUAGGUAACAGACUUUUAAUAUAUUCGUUAUUAUACCAGUAUAUAGAUAUUGUAACUGAAAUAUAUGGAUAUUGCUAUAUAUUAACCAUUCCUACCUGAUACUAUAUACUUGUUUGGUGAUGUAAUAUUGAUUGUUUACAGCACGAAUAGUUGUAGAUAUGAAUAAGUUUUAUUGUCUCGUUUGUAUAUAUUAAAGUAACAUCUAAGGUAGCAAAACUUAAUGUUAGUUCAGUUCAGAUGUAUAUUACGUUGAAUUAAUCCACGUUUAUUCCAUAGUGUAAAUUUGAUAUUUCUUAUGUAUAAUUUUUUUUCUCAAUCAGAAUGCCACUUCAUACCAACUCGAAAGGGCAAUCACCUAGUAAUGUUUAACAAAUUCACUUACUCCAAAGACAACAGAAGUCGCAGCAAUUACUACUGUUCGAAGAGAAGUAUUGGAUGCAAGGCGCGGAUCAAGUUGCUAGGAAAUGGGAAAGUCAUAGUUGAUUUGCCAUACGAAUUCAUACCAACUCCGAAGGGGAAUCAUCUCAUAAUGCUAAAUAGUUACACUUACUCCAAAGAUAACAAAAGUCGCAAUUACUACUGUUCGAAGAAAUCAAUUGGUUGUAAGGCGCGGAUCAAGUUGUUGGACAACGGAAAACUUAUAGUUGGAGACAGUUACCACUGUCACGAGCCACCGAAAUAUGUAGUGACCUCUUCAGGAAAAUAUGUAAAAGUGAAGAUGAAGUUUUUUUUUUCAGUAUUACCAUAUCACUUUAUACCGACACUGAAAGGAAAUAAUCUCAUAAUGCUUAACAAAUUUACUUACUCCAAAGACAGUAAGAGUCGGAACUAUUAUUGUUCGAAGAAGUUAAUGGGAUGCAGGGCACGAAUCAAAUUAUUGGAAGACGGAAAAAUCGUAGUGUAUGACGAUAAACAUUCCCAUGACCCGCCGAAUUAUGUAGUAACCUCUUCAGGAAAAUAUGUAAAAUUUAUCAGUUUCUGCCGACUCGCAAAGGUCACCUGUUAUUGUAUAUGGGUUAUACAUAUUCAAAAGACAACAAAAGCUCAAAUUAUUACUGUUCCAAACGAUGGCGUGGAUGCAAGGCCUGCGUGAAGAUCAUUGAGGGUGUGAUUGUAAAGGCAUACUGUAAUCACUGCCACGAGCCACCUCGUCGGUUUUUUAAUUAGCUAAAGAAUUUUACUGUAUAUGUCAGUGAUCUUUAAAGUGUGCUUUGCUGGGCUCUGUAAGGUUUUUGCGAAGGAUCUGCUGUAAUGAGACCCAGAGAGCAAAGCAUAUCAUAUUUUGUCUGGUGGAAAAAAAUUGUUAAUAAUGAGGUUUAAUAGCCCCAUUGCUAGUUAUGUAUUUUAUUUUAUUUUAAUGAGUAAUAAUGGAAUGGUAAACCCCACCUGCGAUAUCGGUAAACGCUGGCAGGUCACCAGUGAAAGAUUAUAAGUGACGAUGAAAGCAAGUCAGUUAGCCCAUCGUGACAAAUUCCACUAGAAUUAACUACGAUAGUUUUCAGGGAGAACCGCGUGGAGGUCGACUUAAUAGGGUAUAUUGCUAGCAAUGGGUCAGUCAUAUCCCCUUACUAACAAUCCCUUUCCUCACAAUAUUCUCUAUUACGUCAACAUCCACGCAGUUCCCUGUGAAAAUCAUCGUGGUCAUUUCUUGUUGAAUUCGUCUCGAUGGGUCAACUGACCUGCUUUCAUCCUCAAUUGUCAUCUCUCACGGGUGGGUCAGUACAAUGUUGAGAAGUGGAAGCAUAUCUCACGGAAUCGCGGAAUAUCCGCGUGAAUCAUAAUAUAAAAUAUGCUCUGUUUCAAAUUAGGAUAUAAGCUAUUCAUGUACCAAAUUUCAUUUAAAUCCGUCAAGUAGUUUUUGCGUGAAGAGUAGGAAAAAUAUCCAAUCAUUUAUCUACACUUUUUCUGUAAAAAUAGUAGUAGGUUUUUGAUAAAGCUAGAUUUUUCUUAUUUUACAUACAUUCAUACAUACAUAUCUGUCACGCCUGUUUCCCAUUAGGGUAGGCAGAAACAAUGGAACGCCAAAUGCUUCGAUUCAAACAAACCUCUUUCGCUUCUUCCACAUUCAUCAAUCUUUUCAUACACGCUCGCCGGUUACGGGUACUUUUAAUUUGGCCCUUCUUCAGUACGUCGCCUAUUUGGUCAACAUACGUCCGUCUAGGGCGGCCCCUACUGACAUCUCCAUUCAUUGUUGCUCGAUAAAUCUCUUUCGUAAUUCUUCUUUCAUCCAUCCUCUCCAAAUAACCAAACCAACGCAACAUUUCUUUUUCGAUUUUUGUCACUACAACGUCUUUCAGUCCACACUUCUCUCUAAUCACACUGUUUCUUACACUAUCUUUUAAUGUAAUACCAUACAUACUUUUCAAAGCUCUCAUCUCUAUAGCAUUUAUCUUACUUUAAUGCUUCUUCUGCCAUACUCACGAUUCGCUUCCAUACAUGAGUGUUGGUGUCAGUACUCCUUGAAUUAUGGCAUGGCGAGCUUUAUUUUAAAACUCUGUAAAAAUGUUUUAUUACAGAUAAGAAAGUUUGAGAAUCGCUGAUUUCAAUUUUAAAUUUCUUUUAUAUUAAAUGUUUUUAUGUCAAA